CCCAACCCACGGAACCACUCCCACCCCAACCGCUGCAAGCCCUCCAACCGCAACCGGCUCCUCAUCAUCCAAGGCAACGGAGGCGUGCUAGGCCACCAAUUUUCCGUACCCGUGUCCUCCUUUUUGGGAUGCCUGAUGAUGUGGUUUUGCGCAGAUACAGGCUGUCACCUCAUCUAAUCCUAGACACUCUCUCCAUAAUAGAGAGUGAUCUAGAACAAUCCAUUAGGUAUCCUACAGCAAUACCAGCAUUGACACAAUUCCUUGCUGUGUUACAUUUUGUGGCCACUGGUUCAUACCAGCAUGUUGUGGGCGAUCUGGUUGGCAUGUCGCAGGGCCAGUUCAGUAAGGUCCUGCGGCGUGUCAGCCAGGCUUUUAUUAAGCGCGUUAAGCAAUUUAUUGCUAUGCCUUUGGAUGUUGGGGCCCUAGAUGUGGUGAAGCGGCAAUUUGAGGAAGGUGGUAGUUGCUUCCCACAUGUUAUUGGGGUUGUGGAUGGCACACAUGUAGCUAUUGUACCACCAAGACAUAAUGAAGAAAUUUAUAGAAACAGGAAACGGUUUCAUUCUCUGAAUGUAAUGGUUGUUUGUGGGCCAUCCCUCCAGAUCCUGUCCCUGAAUGCUAAGUUCACGGGGAACUCCCAUGAUGCCCAUGUCAUUAGACAAUCAGGGAUAUGGCACAGAUUAAGAUCGAUGGAAGGACAAGACAUGUGGUUAUUGGGAGACCGUGGAUAUCCUUGCACCCCCUGGCUCAUGACUCCUUACAGUAAGCCCAGGCCAGGACCACAGACGGCAUUUAACUCCGCGCUUACUGCCACUAGACAGCUGGUGGAGCGCACGAUUGGUGUCCUUAAAGGACGCUUUCGUGUGCUCCACCGCACUGGUGGCGACAUCAUGUAUUCGCCGGAGAUGGUAAGUAAAAUUGUGGUCCUGUGCGCAAUUCUACAUAACAUCGCUGUAAGGAGUCGCGAUGAGCUUCUUCACACAGAGGAAUUGCCAGAUGAGGAGCCAGGGGUUGGGCGAAGAGUCGGUGGGGGGAGUGUUUCCCGGAGGGGAAAUGAAGUAAGGGCACGCAUUGUUCGGGAAUUUUUCAGGGCGAGCACAACGGCAAGGUGCUGCUGCUGGUGCAGGGAGGCGACAACACGCACAUCCACAAACACCAUCCCCUUCUGGCUCCCCCUCCACCUCUCCUGCCCAAUCCCCCUCUCCAGCCACCUCACCCUCUCCAGCCACCUCACCCUCUCCUGCCCAAUCCCCCACUCCUGCCCAAUCCCCCUCUCCAGCCACCUCACCCUCUCCUGCCCAAUCCCCCACUCCUGCCCAAUCCCCCUCUCCUGCCCAAUCCCCCUCUCCAGCCACCUCACCCUCUCCAGCCACCUCACCCUCUCCUGCCCAAUCCCCCACUCCUGCCCAAUCCCCCUCUCCUGCCCAAUCCCCCUCUCCUGCCCAAUCCCCCUCUCCAGCCACCUCACCCUCUCCAGCAACCUCACCCUCUCCUGCCCAAUCCCCCUCUCCUGCCCAAUCCCCCUCUCCAGCCACCUCACCCUCUCCAGCCACCUCACCCUCUCCAGCCACCUCAGCCUCAUUUUCCAACUCCCCCUCUCCAGCCCAAGCCCACUCUCCAGCCCAAUCCCACUCUCUUUCCAAAUUCCCCUCUCUGCCCCCCUCCCCCUCUGUGUCCCAAAAAAGCACACCACCACCCUCACCCUAUCAUUCCCAAACACCCUCUGUAAGUACCUCCCCCUUCCAUCCUCUCACCCAAUUGGACCCUCCUUCCCCCAUCCUGCCUCCUUCCCCCAUCCAGCACCCAUCCCCCAUCCAGCCAACCUCACCCAUCCAGCCUCCAUCCCCCAGCCAGCCCCCAUCCCCCAUCCAGCCAAACUCACCCAUCCAGCCUCCAUCCCCCAGCCAGCCAACGUCGCCCAUCCAGCCUCCAUCCCCCAGCCAGCCAACGUCGCCCAUCCAGCCUCCAUCCCCCAGCCAGCCAACGUCGCCUACAGAAUGGGCUGCAGAGGCCCCGGAGCCACUAGAGGGAGGUGGACAAGUGGCAGAGGAGAAUGGUGCCAUUGGAGAUCCCACAAGCCUGGCAGGCAUCGUUGGGCGGAUGAAGGCAAAUUUGGAGGCCAUGUUGGCCGAAGUAAACAAUUUGGCAAAUUUAUUGUAAAAAAAAAUAAACAAAAAUUAUGUUUAUAAAAAACUUAAAUCAAAAAA
Molecule: messenger RNA, 2204 nt
Organism: Pseudophryne corroboree (corroboree frog)
Lineage: Eukaryota; Metazoa; Chordata; Amphibia; Anura; Myobatrachidae
Exons: 4
Coding region: 129-2186 (685 amino acids)
Source: RefSeq, a predicted model, not a curated record